AUGCAAACAGCUGCAGACAAGCACAUACUGUCCGACAGAGCAAAGCAUGCUAUUGUCCACGAUGCAAUGCGUUUGGCUUUUUUGGGAAUAUUGAAGACCUUUUUCCGAGAGAUCGAAACCAAUGGCACUCAUUUGGUGCCUUCCUAUGGCCCAUGCAUAUUCAUUGUUGCCCCACAUGCCAAUCAGUUUGUCGAUCCAAUGUUAGUCAGUGCCAGCAAUCCACGACGAUACUAUAGCUUAGUGGCGCAAAAAUCUUACGACCUGAAAAUGGUUGGCACAGUAGCGAAACUGCAACGUUCAAUUCCUGUCAUUCGACCGCAGGAUCUCGUAUAUACUGGCAAGGGUACAAUCUUUUUAGAUUCAUUUGAUCCAACGUUGGUGCGGGGCAACUUUACAUUGUUCACAAAACAGCUUGCACCACGAUACUUUUUAAUUUUAUCCAAAACGAUCAAGCUGGAGGUAGUGGAGGUGGUUUCAGAUACUGCUAUUCGCAUACGGCAAAAAGUGGACGACCAGCCAACAUUGAUGGCGCUGAAGGAUGGAGGAGGCAUUCGAUACAAGAUCAUGCCAUAUGUCGAUCAAAAGGCGCUAUACGAAAGAGUAAACCAAAAGCUUAGUGAUGGAGAGUGCAUCACCAUUUUCCCGGAGGGAGGUAGCCAUGAUAGAACCGAGUUGUUACCGCUGAAAGCGGGAUUCGCCAUAAUGGGUUUAGGUGCUAUGGCUAAUGAUCCGGAUAUUGAUGUGAAAAUUAUACCAGUUGGCUUGAAUUACUUCCACCCCGACCAGUUCCGAUCCAGAGCCGUCAUUUCCUACGGUGUGCCGAUCACUAUACCUCGAUCUGAAGUAGAGAAAUACAAAGCUGGUGGUAUUCAAAAGCAUGAGGCUAUAUCUAACCUGAUUAAAGUUGGACAAGAGGCUUUGAGGACUGUCACUGUGAACUCGCCGGAUUAUGAAACCUUGCGGGUAAUUCAAGCGGCACGAAGGCUCUAUCGCCCGGUUCAUCACAAAUUGAGUAUCUCUCAAGUGGUUGAUUUGAACCGACGCUUUAUGAAUGGCUUCUCGGACUACAAAGACAAGCCAGAACUACAAAAACUACUGCAGCAAGUCAGAGAUUAUAAUCAGACGCUGCUUCAAUUCGGCAUUCGCGAUCAUCAAGUCGAGAGACUAAAUCUCACACCUUUGCAAGCUACAAAGCUAUUGGUGACUCGAGUAUUCAAGCUGUUCUCUUUCGCCGUUUUGGCCAUUCCUUCAGCAAUCUUAAACUUGCCGAUUAUAGCUCUCUGCAAAUAUAUCAGUCACAGAAAACAAAAGAGUGCCCUCGCAGGAUCGAGUGUCAAAAUAUUGGGAAAGGAUGUGGUUGCCACCUGGAAAAUCAUUGUAGCAUGCUUCGCUACACCUACGUUAUAUGCUGCAUAUUCAUUGCUUUAUUUCGUACACCUUGGAAAACACUACCCUGCCAUGUCCCGUCGACGCCGAACGAUAAGAGCACUUAUCAGUUGGGCCAUCCAACCCAUUCUGAACUAUUCACUGAUGCGUUGCGGAGAGACAGGAAUAGCAACGUACAGAUCCAUCAAGCCACUAUUUUUGGCUAUUACUGAUCCAAAUGCCUCCAAGCGAAUCAAAGAGAUGCGUGUGGUUCUGAGCAAAGAUAUUACCGACUAUGUACAAAGUCAAGGAUCAACGGUGUCGCUUGACAUAUCGUCAGUAAAACAGCGAAGUCGUGUGCCAGAAAAGAAACAACCCCCCAAGCCGUUUGUCGAUACAUUGCAGAAUCAUCACAUGGAAUGGCUUGAUGAUAGUACCAUUUUUAAUUGGAGAGGAGAUCAACCAGACAUGGACUCUGACGAUGAUGUAUUUGAAAUAUUUGAAAAGAGGCGCGCAGUCAAGCUAGAACCUUCAGCUCUCGGGCGAUUUGCCCCCAUGUCGCCAACUGAUUUGUCACCAGUACAGUCAGAUCAAGCGCCAAUGCAGUCAAAUCAAACUCCAGCGCACCCGCUUGCACAACCAAUGGUACCUGCCUCUGGCCGCAAACCGCGAACCAGAACCACAAGUCUUGGUGCCGGGCUAGCUGAAGGUUUCAAUGUUAAGCAUAUGUCAAAGCUUUCCAGAACCAAAUCAUUUCAGGAAAUCAGUGCUGCUUUAAGUACAAGCACACAACUGACGGAAGGUAGUCCGGUAGAAUCUCCUUUGACGGUCGUGUAACCACAUUUUGCCUCUAAAUAAUUGAUGUUAUAUAAAAAAAAAAAAAGUCAUAAAUGUGAUUACAAACAAACAUCUUUCUUUUUAUUUUGUUUGUUGCGUACGAUA
Molecule: messenger RNA, 2307 nt
Organism: Umbelopsis ramanniana AG
Lineage: Eukaryota; Fungi; Mucoromycota; Umbelopsidomycetes; Umbelopsidales; Umbelopsidaceae
Exons: 8
Coding region: 1-2202 (733 amino acids)
Biological process (GO): phospholipid biosynthetic process
Cellular component (GO): endoplasmic reticulum membrane
Molecular function (GO): glycerol-3-phosphate O-acyltransferase activity; glycerone-phosphate O-acyltransferase activity
Source: RefSeq, a predicted model, not a curated record